Molecule: messenger RNA, 4521 nt
Organism: Schistocerca gregaria
Lineage: Eukaryota; Metazoa; Arthropoda; Insecta; Orthoptera; Acrididae
Product: spaetzle-processing enzyme-like
Exons: 8
Coding region: 290-1288 (332 amino acids)
Biological process (GO): proteolysis
Molecular function (GO): serine-type endopeptidase activity
Source: RefSeq, a predicted model, not a curated record
AUACAAAGAUAUUUGUCACUUAUAAAUGAGUAACCAUACACUACAAGGAUUUCGGAUAAACAUUUCACUUAUUCUUCAUACGACCAAAUGAUGGAAUAACCGUCGCACUGGAUUGAUGCCUGGGAAGAAACAAUAAGAAAGGUCGUACAUUGUGUGGGCCGGGGAAUAAAAGGCGCCUAAUUUCAAGUCCAGCAAACGAGUCACUUUCCAAGACCCGUGGCGGCUCAUUACUGGGGUGUGAACGGUGUAUGUGGCCAUUGACGGACCUACGAUACUGACUUGGUAUGCGAUGGUGACGACGUUAAUUUCGCCAUACUUGCUGGUAACACUACUCAUCCUGAAAGCUGACCCAGGAUGUGCCAUGGUGGCGAAGGAGGCGCGGGCGGCGUCGGCGAGCGAGCGCCCGCCGGACCCCGAGCAGCACCCGUCGUGGCGCCUGCUGGAGCACGCCCGCUGCGGCCUCAGCGCCGCCGACCGCAUCAUCGGCGGCAAGAACGCCGCGCUCGGCGCCUACCCGUGGAUCGCUCGCGUCGGAUACGUCAGUACGCCCUCCCCGCUCGCCAGCAAAUACCAGGCCCCCGGGACUCGCAGGAAGGCGGUGUUCCGGUGCGGGGCGGCGCUCAUCAGCAGCUACUACGUCGUGUCGGCGGCGCACUGCGUCACCAACCUGCCGGGAGGGCUCGAGGUGGGCCUGAUCCGGCUGGGGGAACACAACACGCGCACCGACCCCGACUGCGAGGACGGCGUGUGCGCCGAACCCGUGCAGGACUUCCGGCCGUCCGAGGUGCUCAUGCACGCCGAGUACGACCAGUCACCCUUCAAGAACGACAUCUCCCUCAUACGCCUGGACAGGGCCGUCAGGUUCCACGAUUUUGUGAUGCCGAUAUGUAUGAUCCAUGGAAAACUGUUAACAAAGAACUACGUGGGAGAACCAACAGAAGUCGCUGGAUGGGGAGUUUUCGAUAUCGAGGACCCGCGGCCGAGCCCCAUCCUGCAGACGAUCACGCUGCGCGUUGUGUCGAACGCGGAGUGCGCGCCGCGCUUCGAGAUGUACGCGGAGGUGGGGCCGACGCAGAUGUGCGUGGGCGGCGUCGUGGGGCAGGACUCGUGCGGCGGCGACAGCGGCGGCCCGCUGAUGAAGGUCGAGGCGCUGGACGGCCCGCCGCGCUACUACCUGCUCGGCGUCGUCUCGUUCGGCUCCAAGCGCUGCGGCGCCUCCACCAUGCCCGGCGUCUACACGCGCAUGGCCGACUACGUCCACUGGGUGCUGGACAACAUGCACGAGUGAACGACUGUCCCCGCCGCUCCUCUCCUGGGACCUUUCUUCCUUCCACCAGCAGCGUCCCUUCUACCAGUCUACAAGGUCUCAUUCACCUUUACGCUCUCCUCAGUUUAAUUGUUCUCGCCGAGACUUCUUCCAGUCCGUAUUCUCUCAUCAGAUAUUGUACUGUAUCAAAACUCCAGUUGUAAUUAGUGAAACAUUAUUAUUAACAUACACCUGUAACAUAAAUUUACACAGCAGCAAAGAAAUUUUAAACCUUAUUUUCCUUACCUAUUUCCUUGAGACAACAGUGAUCUUCCAACAAGUACUCUUUUCACCAUCAGUUUUCUUUAAGUAAAUACCCGUAAAGUUGGUUACAUUGGAUUCGAUUGUCCAAUCCAAAUGUUGCUAACCUGGUAGCAGUCACCACAUUUGGAGUAAAAUGAAAUUUUCUGAGCAAUAAGACCCAAAUAGAUGAACUCUGUUUGGUUCAGGAAACUAAAUUUCUCUUAAAAGAUAAUUGUGACUACCACUAUUUCGUAAAUCUGUAACGCCAAUUGCAUAAGUUAUCAAUAAUUACCUUUUUUCAAAUACUGUGCCACAAUGUGGUGGAGUUUACAAACGAAUGUAUGAAUAAUGUCUUCCUUCUUUUUCACAUAGUACACUCAGUGCACACAUACUUUAUUCUUUGUACUAAGCACCUAUGGCAGUAAAACUGGAACAUUCUGGAACGCCUCUGUUAGAUUCGUUUCAUAUUAUUUAAGAUGUAUUUCGUGCUGUGCACGCUAACACAUGUGUGAUUUGGUUUUUUACUUCCUGUUUAUCUCCAUUCAGUUGCAUAGAGCUACAUUACAGUAUCGAUUUUUACAGCAUGCACCCAGUGUAUGUUACCUACAUUUUGUGCUAUAAAUUCCUUUCUCUAUUUAUCCUCUGAAUGAAUGAAUGAGUGAGUCUGUAUCUUGAAUUUCAUGUGGUAGCUAUACAGCAUUUGUCUAUCUACUGUGGUAGUAACAAUGUAGCCAACGUAGCUUUCUUAGUCCAGGCAAACCGAUGUGUACCCUUUUUGUAGUCAUUUGACAGUAUUUGGUGCUAGAAAAGGUUCCUCGUCUCUUCCAGCUACCUGAGGGAAGUUUGUUACAGGGAGAGAGUGCUCUCAGGACUUAGGACUGAACCUUUACUGAGUGAAAAUGGUUGUCUUAAGAGCGACUUGACACUGGUGAGUGUGCUAAUGUGUUGCUAUUCUAAUUGAUGUACAUGUCUGAUUUGCUAGUUCACUUUCAGGUUCGGUAGUCGAUUUCUUAUAUUGUUAAUAGUUUCUUCACCAGUAUAUGUUAUGUGUGUAGUUAGUUUUUCCAAUCCUUGCUUGGUAUAGCCAGAACACAUGGUGUAUGAAGUUGGUUACUCCAGUGUAGAUUUAAAGUUCAGUUGCCUGACUUUUCUUUUAAUUGAAUUGUAUGUGUGAACUUUUCUCGUGUGUAUGUGUUUUAUUUCUACUGAUUUUCAUUUAGUUUCAGUUUUAAGUUUCUGUAGAUUUGUUCAUGCCAUCUGGGGGUUAUUUCACUGUGUGCAUUUCAGAAUCAUCUUGUGUGAGUUGUAUUCUUAAUACCGUCAAAUAGUUCAUUGCUCUUUGUGUCUAUAUGGAUUAAACUUGUGUUCUUGAAGUGUUCAUGAGCCUUACCAAUUUUGCAUCUUUGUUGAAUAGCGAUGGAUUUGAAGAUGUUUCACGUCAUUGUACCUUAUUUUCAUGUCCAAGACGGUGCAGAUAAAACUCUUUGUCAGAAAGUGUUCUUUAGUAUUCGUAUUCACAAUAUUUCAAUCAAAGUGAUAGUGAUGAACCUCUAGCCUUUGACUUAUUGUGAUGGGCAAAAUUCUUUUAUCUCUGUUGAAACUAUCAGUUUUAAAAAAAUGUAAAGAAAUAUGUGACAAUACAUCUCUGACAGUAAUAGAUUUCUGAUUGAGAACCAAAGGAAAUAGAAAUUAUUUACUCUUCCUACAAAUCAUGACGAAAUCAGUUAUCAAGUAUCUGAUUGCGAGUUUUAAAAUAUCCUUUAACAACCCCUAACAACUGUUCUGCAACACUCCUGUACGCAGUGGACAAAUUACCACGUUUUGCUGCUGCAACUGCAUGAUCAGCAACAUGCUAAAAAUAUUUCGAAAGCAAAACUGUGAUCCCUGCAGACUGCAACACAUGCUCAUAAUAACUGUAAUAACUACAGCCACAUUUUUUUCCGCAGAGAAAUUGAAUAAUCAGAAGGGGUUGGGUCAACGAGCCUUACACAGUGUAAAAUAAAUGAAAGUAACCAAUAAAGACUUAAAUUUACUACAUUCGGAAAAUAGAUUAUUUAAACAGUGACAGACUUUACACAAACCUUAAUUAUUACACAAUGUCUAUACUUGAUAAACACAUCUCUGGUCACAACAAACAUACGAAUAUUAUUUUCAAUGUAUGCAUACAAAAAACCUGACAAAAUCCCAUGAGAAACAACUAUGUGCAACAAAAUGGCAUAUUACAAAAAUCUCAUUUUCUCCUCACAUUGAUGGUACUUCAUUUAAGAGGAUAGCAAAAUAUUAUUUACAGUCCUCCAAGAGUGUAAAUAUCUUUCAGUUGUGUAAAUGCAAAUAUUAUGCAGAACUGCAAAUAUUCCAAAGAGUGAGAAAAUCAAUGUACAAGUAUCAGGACUCAAGGAUUCAUUACAUAGAUUAUGUCCACUGACAAGCAUACCAAAACGUUUUAGUGUGUCAUUCCUUUUCAUAUUCAGAUAAAGAUACUGUACAGUAUCAGUAGUAAUAGCAUAAGGCUCAAGUACACCUUGCUAAGAACCAAAGAAUUCAUGAAGAUCACAAAAGCAUUGACUUUGUAUCCCUUUGACAAAACAGGUUUUGAUAUAGAAUAUCAAAUCUCAUAUAUGACACAAUCACUGACACAUAUCAUAGUGAAUAAUUGUAAGCUAUAUACACCUGGAUAUAAAUGUCAACAUGUGAAUAGGCACAUAAGCUCAGUGCUCAUUAAAUGACUCAAAACAUAUAUGAUCACAGAUAAUUACAUAAGUGUGGCUAGUUUCUUGAAGUGAAAUUGUAAUUAUAAGUUUAGGCUAGUCACACAGUGGAAAAAUUGUUAUAUAUAAAUUCAUUUUCUGAAUACCAUAAAAUACAUGUUUUGAUCCAGAAAAUGCAAAUUGUGUGACAUGUAACAGCAUUGAAUGAAGUACGCAUUUGUCCAAAGAUGUUAACAGUGACAUUUUUUUUUUUAAAUUGUUAUA